AGCGCAUUCGAUAGCCUCUUCCAUAAAAAUGGAGCGGUCUCGUCGUAUCGUGACCUGUUUUACGAUAGAUGUUAAAUAAAAUAUAUGGUAGUCUGGUAACUGUAUAAGAGGAAGUGUAUCGUCUGGUGUUUUAAAGUUAUUUAUUAGGUGGGACCUCACUGCACGCUACAGAUCGAAGUUGGUUUCCGAACAUGGCGGGCGUUAGCGAUAGAGAUUGCCCUGUUUCUGGCGAUACUCACGAUGCCUACAGAUCCUGGUUUGAGGAAGUGGAAAACGUGUGCACGACGGCCGUAGUCGAGAAAAGAAGCGAUAUCAUGAAGAAAAGUUACGAAUAUCUGGAAGCAAGAUACACCGAAAUCAAGCUUCUAAUGGAUCGUUUAUCGGGCGAUCGGGUAGGUACGACCCACCAGUAUCCGACGAGAAAGCAACUCAACGAUUCAUCUUAUCUGGACAGAAGCUCACCCGGGGUGUCAAAUGUUGCCGCCUUAAGUCAAAAUAUUCCGGAUACUGGUAACAACGGGGUUUGGAGACAGCAGAACGACAAGUCGGAGACCAAGGUUGUGACAAAAUUCACCAAAAGCUAUUUUUAUUGCUAAAAAAUUUAUC
This is a messenger RNA of Paramacrobiotus metropolitanus, 606 nucleotides long. RefSeq lists its product as uncharacterized. The record is from RefSeq and is a predicted model, not a curated record. Lineage: Eukaryota; Metazoa; Tardigrada; Eutardigrada; Parachela; Macrobiotidae. The transcript has 4 exons. Bases 192 to 596 code for a protein of 134 amino acids.